Capsella rubella is the source of this 1657-nucleotide messenger RNA. RefSeq names its product cytochrome P450 81F1. The coding region runs from base 131 to 1621 and encodes 496 amino acids. The record is from RefSeq and is a predicted model, not a curated record. Gene Ontology annotation, molecular function: iron ion binding; heme binding; oxidoreductase activity, acting on paired donors, with incorporation or reduction of molecular oxygen. NCBI's taxonomy places the organism in Eukaryota, Viridiplantae, Streptophyta, Magnoliopsida, Brassicales, Brassicaceae. The transcript is spliced from 2 exons.
UGACAACUUUGGAAAAAAAACAUUUCAGAUUCAUAUCAACCAAGUUACAUUUUUCUAUAUAAACGAAACCCUAGCUAAUAACAAUUAUUCACCACGCGAACUAACACACACACACACAAUACAAAGAAGAAUGUUUUACUUCAUUGUUCUCCCUCUCUUUAUCUUUCUUUUAAGUUACAAGUUCACAAGGCAAAAUUAUAACCUCCCUCCGUCGCCAUGGUCUCUUCCCGUCGUCGGCCAUCUCCACCUCCUUAAACCACCGAUUCACCAGCUCUACCAUAACUUGUCCCAAAAAUACGGCCCAAUCUUCUCCCUCCGAUUCGGCUCCCGCCGCAUCGUGGUCAUAAGUUCCUCUUCUCUCGUCCAAGAAUCAUUCACUGGCCAAAACGAUAUCAUUUUAACAAACCGACCUCUCAACAUGGCGGCCAAAUACAUCAAUUAUAACGGCACCACUGUCGGUACCUCACCUUACGGCGACCACUGGCGUAACCUCCGUCGAAUUUGCACGGUCGAAAUCCUCUCAAACCACCGCCUCAGCAACUUUCUCCACAUCCGCAAAGAAGAAAUCUAUCGGAUGCUCACGCACCUCUCACGUGACACUAACGCCAAUGGUUUCACUCUUGUAAACCUAAGACCACUUCUUUCCGACCUAGCGUUUAACAACAUUGUCAGAAUGGUCACAGGAAAGAUAUACUACGGGAACGAUGAUGUUUCCAAAGAGAAAGAAGAAGAAGCAUUGUUGUAUAAGAAGCUCGUGUCUGAUAUAGCUGCAGCAGCCGGCGCGAGUCACGCUGGCGAUUACUUGCCGGUGCUGAAACUGUUCGGAAACAAGUACGAGACCAAAGUAAAGUCUACUGGCAAAGCCGUCGAUGAGUUCUUGCAGCGUUUGCUCGAUGAGUGUAAGAGAGACAUGGAAAGUAACACAAUGGUAAGUCAUUUGCUCUCUCUCCAACAACAGGAACCAGAGUAUUACACUGACGUUACCAUCAAAGGCCUUAUGAUGGGAAUGAUAAACGCCGGGACGGAGACAACCGCCGUAGCACUCGAGUGGGCGAUGACGAAUUUGUUAAAACAUCCAAAAGUGUUAGAGAAAGCAAAAUCUGAGAUCGACGCUGAGAUCGGUGAAGACCGUUUAGUCGACGAACCUGACAUCGCCGUCCUCCCUUAUCUCCAAAACGUAGUCUCCGAAACAUCAAGAUUGUUCCCGGUGUCGCCGCUUCUAAUCCCUCGCUUGACGGCGAAAGACAUCAAGAUCGGCGGUUACGAUGUACCGAAAGACACGAUCGUUGUGGUUAACGCUUGGACGAUACAGAGAGAUCCAAAGAUUUGGGACGAUCCAGAGAGUUUUAAACCGGACCGGUUUAGUAAUAAUGGUAAAGAGCAUUAUGUUCACACGUUGAUUCCGUUUGGUACUGGCCGGAGAAUUUGUCCCGGCGCCGGUCUAGGGCAGAAGAUAGUCACGUUGGCGUUGGGAUCGUUGAUUCAAUGUUUUGAGUGGGCGAAAGUGAAAGGUGAUGAAGAGAUUGAUAUGCAAGUUACUAAUGGGCUUACUAUGCGUAAGAUUGAACCUUUACAGGCUUUAUGCAGGCCUAGGCCCAUUAUGACUAAACAUGUACGCUAAUCAAAUAAAGAUCAGUCAUGAUUCCGAUUUCAAGAA